GCUAGGACCCGGCGGGUGGCGACAGCGCGACGCGGCGCAUGCGCGGCGGUGUCUGUGCAGCUGGCUACCGCCGCGCUCGGCGGAGCAAGCGCUGGGACCGCGGUACCGGCGCCUCGCUGCAGGCAGCGGCUGCACCGUCGGGCAUGGACAACGCGGCUCUGCGCUGCGCUGCCUUGCCCCGUCCGGAUGAGUCCUCGCUGGAGCAAGUGAGUGAGGGGAGCGCUCGGGCGGGCAGUGGCGGCCCAGCCUCUGGAAGGAGGAUGUGGUGAGAGGAUGGGGCUGUCUCCCGCGGGGGCUCGCCAUGGCCAGGGAGGACUCGGUGAAGUGCCUGCGCUGCCUGCUCUACGCACUCAAUCUGCUUUUCUGGUUGAUGUCCAUCAGCAUAUUAGGUGUUUCUGCAUGGAUGAGAGACUACCUGAAUAAUGUUCUCACUUUAACGGCAGAAACAAGGGUGGAAGAGGCUGUCAUUUUGACUUACUUUCCUGUGGUGCACCCGGUCAUGAUUGCAGUCUGCUGUUUCCUCAUCAUAGUUGGAAUGCUGGGUUACUGUGGAACAGUAAAAAGAAAUCUGUUGCUCCUUGUCUGGUACUUUGGAAGCUUGCUUGUAAUAUUCUGCGUUGAGCUGGCCUGUGGUGUUUGGACCUACGAGCAGGAAAUAACAGUUCCAGUGCAGUGGUCUGAUAUGAUAACGCUGAAAGCCAGGAUGACCAAUUAUGGUCUGCCUCGGUACCAGUGGCUGACCCAUGCUUGGAAUUUCUUCCAGCGGGAGUUUAAAUGUUGUGGGGUGGUGUACUUCACAGACUGGCUGGAAAUGACAGAGAUGGACUGGCCACCUGACUCCUGUUGUGUCAGAGAGUUCCCAGGGUGCUCUAAGCAGGCACAUCAUGAGGAUCUCAGUGACCUUUAUCAGGAGGGAUGUGGCAAAAAAAUGUACAGCUUUUUGAGAGGGACAAAGCAAUUGCAAGUGCUGAGAUUUCUAGGAAUCUCUAUUGGAGUAACACAGAUCCUGGCUAUGAUACUCACAAUUACUUUGCUUUGGGCCCUGUACUAUGACAGAAGAGAUCCUGGGGCAGAUCAGAUCAUGGCCCUGAAGGGUGAUGCUUCACAGCAGCUGUCAUGCCAUUCCAUGGAGCUACUGAAACCAAGCCUGACAAGGAUCUUCGAACACACAUCCAUGGCAAACAGCUUUAAUACACACUUUGAAAUGGAAGAGUUAUAGGUGAUGCAGUGAAUCAAAGAGAUCACAAAGGGUUUUAAUUGUUUGGGUCGGUUGUUUUUUUUCUGUUCCAUCAAGUAUGCCAAAGACAUCAGGUUUUGUAUGUCAGAAAACAGGUAAUGGAUGGAAGUGAAGGAGAACAGUGUAGAGAAACCUGCCAACCUCAUAGCCAUGGCCCUAGCCAUGAAACAGAGAUGAUUUUGUUUGUUGGCUUUUUUAAAAGGCACAGUAAUAUUUAACUUAUUGUCAAAAACUGAGAGGUGUGAAACACUCAUUCACACGUGGACAGAACCUCUAAGAAAGAGUCAUGGGGCAAAAAGAAAAAUACUUGUCUUCUGAAGAAAGAACUCUGCUUUGGACAAACAAAAUGUGAUUUUAGUUGAAACUGACUUUUAAAAAGCCAUUUGGAAAACGUCUUAAUCAGGGAAUCUGUAUAUAGAGUUGUGUGGAUUCGUAUGUGCAUGGACAAUUCUUGGAUUUAAAAGUGCACAAGAUCUCUAAGAAGGGCAAGAUUUUCUUCUUUUUCUAACAAAAUCUUGUCUGUCGUUGUUGAAGAUGUUCUUAAAUGUCUGUUUUUUUAUCUAACAACUGCCUAAUUUUUAAUUUUAAGUUUGUUAAACAGGGAUUGAAACUAAACUAUUGACUCUGGGCUAUAGACUAAUUUUCUAAGUAGUUCUGGAGACUUCUUCUUUGAAACAGUUUGGUUUAGGGGGCUGUUUCUUAGCAAAAAAGAAAGAAAACCUUUGACCUUCUUUCUCAAAUGGGAAUCAGUAUAGGAGUAGCACAUUUUUACAGAGAAAUCUUUUCUCCUGUCUGUGAUUCCCCUGAAAGCAGAAAUUAAAGACUGCAAGGAAAAUGCUCACAGUUCUGGAUGCUGUUGCAAUAAUUGUAAAAAUACAUAUAAGAAGAAAUUCUACUUUAGCAGCUUCUUCAUUAAGAGCUCUCUAGUGGUUUGAAACGCCAACUGGAAACAGCAUUAAAAUGUAUUUAUUGAGGUGGGGAGAGUGCAUUUUACUGUAUUUUUAUGACCAAUUUUUAUUUCAUAGGAUUAUUUUUACAAUUGGCCAUGCUCCUGAAAUAUAUAUUUGUUCCACUGAAUACAGUAGUUUGUGGCAAAUGGGUUUUUACCUAAUAUUACAUUAAAAAAAAAAAAUCUUUGUUUUGGAAUUUGCAAAAUAAAAGGAAAAAAAAUUGUGAUUUGUUAUGCAAUAAAUUUACUUGCCUUAAA
Messenger RNA from Pogoniulus pusillus (Red-fronted tinkerbird), 2444 nucleotides. RefSeq names its product tetraspanin 12 (gene TSPAN12). Gene Ontology annotation, cellular component: plasma membrane. NCBI's taxonomy places the organism in Eukaryota, Metazoa, Chordata, Aves, Piciformes, Lybiidae. The coding region runs from base 302 to 1219 and encodes 305 amino acids. The transcript has 8 exons. The record is from RefSeq and is a predicted model, not a curated record.